This is a messenger RNA of Aspergillus clavatus NRRL 1, 1683 nucleotides long. RefSeq lists its product as uncharacterized. NCBI's taxonomy places the organism in Eukaryota, Fungi, Ascomycota, Eurotiomycetes, Eurotiales, Aspergillaceae. The record is from RefSeq and is a predicted model, not a curated record. The transcript has 2 exons. The coding region runs from base 1 to 1683 and encodes 560 amino acids.
AUGGCGGGUGCAGCUACUGCGGCGUUUUCUGCAGAUAUCUGGAGCUCAUCUGCUGUAGAUGCGAAUCAGCAGGAAUGGGAAUUUGCGGUUCCUGUGAGACAGGGUAGUACGAAUCGGCGCCCCCAGUCACGCUCCCGCGAUUCCGCCCACAGAAGGUCUCGUGACUACCAUUCGAAAGGCUCGAGAAGCUCGUCCAUGUCCAGACAGGCCUACGCAGACGACGGUCAUUAUUCUUCCCGCGGGCGACGCGAACAUAGUCUAAGCCGACACGGUAGCGGGGCCGGAAACCUGCGAGAUACCAAUGGAUACGAAGCGGCAAAUCGAGGCGGGGGUAACUUGAGGGAUUCGACAGAUACGCAUCAUUCGAGUGGACCUUACAAGGGCAGUGAGAAGAAGAAGAAGAAGGACGGGGCCGGGCUGCAUCUGGAUGAACUAGACAGUGCCAAUUGGAUUCACCGCGAUAAGCUGGCUCGUAUUGAAAGCGAGGAGCUGCAACAGGCGGCCUAUCUGUUCCAACGGCGGCCUGGCCGGGCGCGAACCCAUGACUCCCACAACAGCGGACUCAGCGGGUCGACAUCUGCACCAGCGACGACAGAGCCGUUGGAGCCAUGGCCCAAUGUGCACGAUGGCCAGCGGGGUUUCGCGGCCUCUCCAAGCCCCAUGGAUGGCGAUGACAUCGAGGAGGAUGAGGGGGACGACGAGCGCAGGCACUGGGACCUUCGUAGACCAGAGGAGAUUGCUGCGCGAGAUCAGAUGGAUAGCGCAUCGAGCAUGUAUCGUAAUCCGGGCCUGCGCAAGAGCUCUUCCCGCAUCCCCAUUCCGACCGCGAGUCCGGCACCACUCUCGCCUGAACAUCUGGGGCGGGAAUUUCCCGCUGCACGCGCGCGCGGGCUCACGAACGGCGACGAAGACGGCAUGUCCUUCGGCAAACCGCGCAGAGCCAGCGAGCCGAUGCCCGUGGACUCCACGGACUCGUCUGCUGCGCCGUCGAUGGGGAGCCGGCCCAACAGUCGCGGCAUACAGACCUUGCAGAACUCCCCGGCCAAGAAGAACCCCCCAGGCAAAGGUGCAGCAGCGACCAAUCGAAAGACCUCUGCACCUACUGCCAAUUCCCGUAAGGUGACCGGACCGAGGAACCGGACCGUGUCCACCAAUUCGCAGCGUCCGACAACACGGUCGGGCGACGCCCGCGUGCCCAACCCGAUCAACCGCCCCGAGGGGGAUCCUCCGUGGUUGGCGACCAUGUACAAGCCGGAUCCUCGACUGCCACCGGACCAGCAGAUCCUGCCCACCCAUGCCCGCCGGAUGCAGCAGGAGCAGUGGGAGAAGGAGGGCAAGACACCCGUGACGUACGAUCGAGAGUUUGCUCCGCUGGCUAUCAGCCCGGACGAUCAACCUCCCGCAGUCCGCAAGGAGGCAGAACCCGAGAAGGUGGAAGAGGAGAUAGAGAAGCCUCCGCCGUCACCACGAACGGAAAAGCCCGAGCCGCUGCUCACCUCACCCAGAAAUCCCGAGUCGACCACGCGGCCCAACUCGAGCACGGGCUACAGCCCCAUGCCGCGACUGCAGGAGAUGCCGUCUGCCUCUCAGGUGGGUUUGACGCCGAAAUGGAACCCGCCAGUUGUCACGGCGCAGGCUCCCCCACCUAAGGAGAAGGGUUGCGGAUGCUGCGUAGUUAUGUGA